Messenger RNA from Phaeodactylum tricornutum CCAP 1055/1, 1215 nucleotides. RefSeq lists its product with no specific name. Bases 1 to 1215 code for a protein of 404 amino acids. The transcript has a single exon. Lineage: Eukaryota; Bacillariophyta; Bacillariophyceae; Surirellales; Neidiaceae. The record is from RefSeq and is a predicted model, not a curated record.
AUGAAAAGUGCCAGACCGAUUCAAUGCCGUGCCUCGAACGAUCCCGUAAGUGACGCAAUCUCCAGGCAACAUAUCCAAGUCGAAUCCAUUCCAUGGGCUGGGAUCAUCCGCUGCGAAAGCGUUGUCGUAGAUUUAGACAGUAGCAGUAUGCUGGAGGAAGUCGGUCUUAUCACUAGGGGUUUGCUCAACAAAAAAGCUGUUGCAGGAUGGGACAUGUAUUCUACUUCCUGGAUCGGUGGUAACCCCUACAGAGGACUAAAAUUCCACGUUUAUCAAAACGCUACGGAAGACGCUACUGCGGGUCCUACGAUUUGGACGUACGCCUGUGUGUAUAAAAGCGCAGCAAUAAAGAAGCUUCAGGCACAGCGCUUUUUGGAAAAGUUAAUGAUCGCUACCGAACAUUUUCGCAAUAAUCCUUCUCUUUUAGAAGAAGUAAAACAGGACGUCUUGGAAUCAGUUCUUCAUCUUCAGAUACGCGAGGCUGUAGCGAUUGCGCUUCCGUUGGAACCGUCGCUAGAACUCUCACGAGAGAUUACUACACAAAACCGUGCUGUUAUGCAACUGAAUGCCGAGGCAGAAAAGGUGGCUUUGUUGUCAGAGAAGGGUGCCAUUUCGUCAGUUACAGAUGGCGUUCCUUCAAGCACCAUUCAGACUGACCGUGAAAGAUCAAAGUGGAGCAAGGCAAUGAAUUCCCCGACUAGCGUGACACGAGGAUUUAGAAACCUGUGGAGAGAUCCGCAAUGUCCGAUACAAACCCAGAAUCUGAUCGAGAAUGCUAGCGAAGCUUCCAAAGUUCAUUCAAGCGGUGUGAGGGAAUGGGACGGCCUUGAGACCCCUUCUAUGUUUCCUACUCGAGACCCACGUAAUUUUGAGUGGCCCGAGACGUUGAUAUUAGAAGAUGAGGAUGAUGAUGACUUGGUGUUGGUGUCGGAGUCUCUCUUGAAUACGCUUGUGUCAGACGACAAAAAUGCCAAAUCGGACGUAACAACCGAAACAACAGUUACAUGCAAAGAGUCCCUGCUGGAGGAUUUGUUAGAAACGACCAACGAACGCGUGGACAUUGUUGAUGAAGUGAGAGCGAGUUUGGAAGCUCAUUUUGACGAUAAUGCUUCUGCCCUCACUGAGUCCCCUUCCACUGAUGCAGGAGACGAACCUUGCUUUCCGUGCUCGUUUUUCCUUGGACACACAAAAAGUCCCGUAGUGGAAUUUAAUUAA